Messenger RNA from Xylaria bambusicola, 1571 nucleotides. RefSeq lists its product as uncharacterized. The transcript is spliced from 2 exons. Lineage: Eukaryota; Fungi; Ascomycota; Sordariomycetes; Xylariales; Xylariaceae. The coding region runs from base 303 to 1265 and encodes 320 amino acids. The record is from RefSeq and is a predicted model, not a curated record.
UAGCCGCUGAUAUGUCUCCGGGUUUAGGGGUCGAGUUUGAAGCAAAUGGUUUCUCUCUAGCUAGAAAUCCGGAGUGUACCUACGAACAAACUGAUCAGCUCAAAAGAGGAGUUUUAGGAGGAAGAAAGAGGGAUACCUAGCAGCUGACUGUUGACACAACACUAGUUAUGGCAAACAGACUCCAACCCGAAUACAUCUUGAACGGUCAGGUAGUUAAGCUUUUGUCCGUCGUCAUCGAGCGUUUUUCAUGGCUGAUAGACCUUUCAUAGCUCGAAUGGAAUCCUUCUUCAGACUCCCCAAGAAUGGCAGUUGAAGGGUUAGAUGGAUGCACAUGGACUAUCCCACCAGACACACUGUCACCAGGGGCGGCUGCAGGUCUUUCGUGGCAGCACCAAAUAACUACACCUAUGUCUCUGGAAGCUUUGCAUGACAUUAUCGGAAAGGCCAGAGCAAAAUAUCUGGCACCACCAGUUAGCUUGCUUACUGAGACGAACCAUCGCGUUCAGGGGCUAGUUUACGUUUCUACUGAGUUUUUCCAGUCCUCUCCUGAAGCGUUGCCGACGACUCCAACGUCGGAUAUACUAGGGUCUUUUUCGUUAGGCCUUAGCUAUGCCAAAGCUGCCGAUCGUUACAUCUCCGGCACUAGUCCCAAGUUCAGACUUCCUAUCACGCUGAGAAAUGACUUUCAGAGCAGGUUCAAUUUGAUCAAAGGCGGUUUAGGCUCCUCCCUAGAUAACGGAGCCAGUGCUUUAUACAGUAUCGUCAAAACCCUAGCAUGUUAUAGAUGGUAUACAGAUGAUGAUAUGUACCAACUUGAAAUAGAUCAACUCUACCGUAACGGAGACUUAGCUAAUCUAAUCAUCGGCACGAAGAGGGAUGAACUGAAAUAUUCGCUAACCGGGGGUAAAAUCAACCCACCACCAAGCUUCACCAUAAAGGAGUGGACGAACGAUCUACAAGCCAAUAAGGGGACCGAAUGUCUGCCGGCGAUAAGACGUGCGAUGGUCAGAUCGGCGGCUUUGGGGACAGAAUGGAGUAUGCCCUUGGUACAACUAGGUUGGUACCCCUGUUCAAGUUCCGAGACCUGGGUAGUAGCAUGGCAUCACAAUUCGCAACUGUUGUCACGGUGGCCGAAACUGAUAUUAUCAAUUAUCAUAACAUAUGGAAAUGCCCCAGCAACGACGAUUUCAAGGAGGACCCAUCGAAGUGUUCAACGCCAGCUCACAGCACGUUCAGCCAACGUAAUUUCUGUUACUAUGAGCUGAUUCCCCUUGAAGCAGCCGGCGAGGUCGGCUUUGAAGGCAUCUGCGGUGCCCUCAGUUCAGUGCGGCUAUAACAAGGGCAGAGACUAGGCUUGAAUCUGAAGCUAUUCACGAUACAAUAAUCUGCUAGCACUGCUAAAGCCUGCGCAAUCAAAUUCCUUCUUAGCUCCAGUGGCUCAAUUUUUACUAUACACAACGUUACGGUCUUCGCUUCGGCUUCGGCUAAUUCUCAAAGCCCGAGAUGUCUCAUGACCACCGCAGCCUGUAUAACCUGACUUCCAUUACAAGGCUGCAUACCUCAUGAAGCAA